UUUUUCCCACGACGAGAAGGCCGGGCCUUACCUCUUCGUUCUGAAAUUCCUGUUCCCAUCAACACAAGGUGUUCCACUAAAGAACAUCUGUCAUUGGUUGUGUCUGUCCAAAUAUUUAGUGAUUGGACAAGGAUCCUCUAACUUAACCUGAAAACGAACACGUGCUCUGUGGAUUCUCAAAUAUUGUUCUGUCUAAAAACCUAAUGAUUGUGAUUAAAAUUAUAAUAGAUAAGAUUAAUCGUAGAUAACUGUUGAAUUAUGAGUUUGAAGGCCAUAAGUUCGAUAAGAAAAUCGUAGAGAAAACUAAUGCUGUGUCGAUGGAAUAUAUGACUGUUGAACAGAUUACACGAGUCCCAAUAAUUCCAGGUGCUAUUUCUUAAUCUCUUCGAUGUUUUGGACAAUAAAGAGAUUGUGAUUGACACUGUCUGAUGGUCUACAGAACCUCAUCUUCCCUGACAUCCCUCUACCGAUAUUAUUCUUCCCCGAGGAUAAAAAACAUGGUCUACUCACUGACUCCACCGUCCUCAGUCAAAGGAAUGACAUUCUUGAAACGGGAGGAAUUCACGUACGUCGUUGACGUGCCCUAUGUACAAUUAACAAAAGUCUCUCAGAAGGAAUUUAUGGCAGUAAUUAAAAAAUACUUAUUAAAAUUGAGGCGUUGGAAGCCGGUUCAACAGAUGGAAGAUCGCCUAAUAGUGUACCUCAAUCCUGAGGUAGUAGAGAGUUUCGAAGAUUUCGACGAAAAAGCUAGAGAAAUUUUGAAAAAAUACACAGACGUCAUCGAAAAGAAACGAAUCACUAUUAAUUACGAAAAUUGGACCGCCGACACUAUUCUGGGGGCUGUGAUUCCGGAAGACAUUGGUGUUCCCACUUCCUUCACUAAAGUAGGUCACAUAUUGCACUUGAAUCUUCGAGAUAAUCAAUUACCAUUCAAAAGAGUAAUUGGCGAGGUCUACUUGGAUUUCGUCCCCCAUACGAGAGUCGUUGUCAAUAAAAUAAACAGCAUCGACACAGAAUUCCGAAAUUUCUCGAUGGAAGUACUGGCAGGGGAUGGAAACACGAUCACGACUGUCAAGGAAAAUGACUGCAAAUUCACGUUUGACUUUGCAAAAGUCUAUUGGAAUUCCCGAUUGAUUACAGAGCACAAGAGGCUAUUGGAGUACAUGGAGAAAGGGGAUGUUCUUUACGAUGUUUUUGCUGGUGUUGGGCCUUUCUCGGUGCCUGCAGCACGAAAAGGCGUCACAGUGUUGGCUAAUGACUUGAAUCCAGAGUCAUACAAGUGGCUGCAAGUCAAUAGUGCAGAUAAUAAAACGAAGGGCUUGAGUUGUUUCAAUAAAGACGGUCGAGAUUUCCUGAGGGAAGACGUCAAGAGAAAUUUAUUGGAACGACGACGUGAGUGUUCCACUGGAUGUGAACACAUUACCAUGAAUUUGCCAGCUCUGGCUGUUGAGUUCCUGGAUGUAUUUCGUGAGUGGAUGGACAGAGAGGAGAUACAGAAAGUCCUCAGGAAUCCUCCCCUCGUCCACUUGUACUGUUUCAUUAAGGCUCAGAAGGCUAGUGAUUUUAAAAAAUUAGUUAAGAAACAGGUUGAACUACAUCUGGAGGCAGAACUUUCUGAAUCAGUUGUGAAGAUUAUUCAUCAUGUUAGGAAUGUUGCGCCCAAUAAAGAGAUGAUGAGGGUGUCUUUCUAUUUGACUGAGGAAAUAAUGAGGUGUGAGGGACUUGAGCCUCAGAUCAAACGCCAGAGAACUCAUGCUAUUGGAAUUGCAGGUGAAAAUGGGAAAGAACAGUGUGGGAAAAACCUCCAGAACGAAGAAUGUAUUCAAAGUCUCGGUGAAGAAAACGAAGAGCAAAGGAUCGACGAAGCAGCCAGCUAAGAAUGGAAAUUUUAGUGCUUUAAAGAAAGGGAAUACUGAGAGGAUUAAAAUGAUCGAUCAGCAGCUGGUGAAUUUACGAAAUAAAAAUCUGGGAAUGCAGUCAACAAUUUCGACGCAAGCACCAGUCAUAUCUAAAAUCGUGAAACUCGAGAGGAAGAAGAAAGUUAAGACCAACCUUAAUAACGAUUCUCUGAGGCAAUUGAAAAUCUAAGAGAGAUGUCUUUGCUUUGAACAGAUUUAUAUUCUUUAUUGAUUUAUUGGAGGUUUUAAAUUAAAUAAAUGAAUUACUUCACUCGAA
This is a messenger RNA of Fopius arisanus, 2175 nucleotides long. RefSeq names its product tRNA (guanine(37)-N1)-methyltransferase. Gene Ontology annotation, cellular component: cytoplasm; mitochondrial matrix. NCBI's taxonomy places the organism in Eukaryota, Metazoa, Arthropoda, Insecta, Hymenoptera, Braconidae. Gene Ontology annotation, biological process: tRNA N1-guanine methylation; mitochondrial tRNA methylation. The record is from RefSeq and is a predicted model, not a curated record. Bases 429 to 1877 code for a protein of 482 amino acids. The transcript has 3 exons. Gene Ontology annotation, molecular function: tRNA (guanine(37)-N1)-methyltransferase activity.